Messenger RNA from Paramuricea clavata, 315 nucleotides. Lineage: Eukaryota; Metazoa; Cnidaria; Anthozoa; Malacalcyonacea; Plexauridae. The record is from the annotation of a GenBank genome assembly.
AUGUAUGGCACUUUUCCAUGCCCAGACACAUGUGGGUUUGCGAAAGUUGCUGCUUUAGAAAUCGAAGAGCAGAUCAGAAACAAUGCAAAGGAAAAUAGUGAAUUAACCAAGGGUAAGGAAAACGAAUACAAACUAAAACAAAAACAAUACCAGCAAUUUAAUACUAAUUUCAACAACAAGGAAGAUGGGAGGAACAACUUUGAGAUUAACUUCACCAAGUACAAUACAAACCUGAUUAAGUUGCGAAGCAUUGCUGGGAAGUGGAAUUUCCGCAAGUCUAAUGAGAAAAAGCAGUAUUUAGACACGUUUCUUUGA